AUGCCGAAUCCGCACGACGAUAUCCUCAUGCUAUCGCCUGCCGCAGAGCCUACCAUCGCCGACUGCCCGUCGUGUCCGUCUGAAGACCUUCACCAGCAGGAUCAAGAGAGCGACAGCGCCGACUGUCCUGCCCCUCUUGAAGCGCAUCUCGGUGGCCCAAGUACUCCACCCCUGCAACAGCCAACACCGCCCGCUGAGGAUGAUCGAAGUCCGCGGGUCGCGCAUAUCAAGCGGUUCAAGACCGAUGGAGACAGGCCAAUGAGAGAUACUCCAAGUCCAAGCGCAUCGGAAGGGUCGUCGGAUUCUUGUAUACGAGCAUGGCAGGCUCAAACCGCCUCAGCUUCUGUCUACCACCCCGGGCUUUUGGAGUCGCCCAUAUCUCGACGGCAUAGAUUUCAACCCAAUUCUACUUCAUCCUUCCUACGACCCGGUAGCAAGUUCCAUGGCACACAGCAGUCCGAUCGCCAAGUCUACGAUGUGCAAGUCGAAAUCAAAUACGUGGACAUGGCCGAGUCCUUCCUUUGCGGAUACCUGCGCAUUCAAGGCCUCACCGACGAUCACCCAACCCUCACAACAUAUUUUGAAGGCGAGAUAAUCGGAACGAAGUACACCUUCCAGACCAAGCAUCCAGAAUGGGGUUCCAACGAGAAGGUGGACAUGCAACACUGGGGCCGCUUUCCCGCGUGGCGGCCCCUCGCAAAGCAAGCCAAGCGACCUGAUUUCAGCUAUAAGAACUUUGCUCAGCGGGAAAACAUUUUCAUGAGAUGGAAGGAGUAUUUCCUGGUGCCCGACCAUCGGGUGCGGACCAUCUCCGGCGCCAGUUUUGAGGGCUUCUAUUACAUCUGCUUCAACCAGGUUUCGGGCACUGUUAGCGGCAUCUACUUUCACGCGAAAAGUGAAAAGUUCCAGCAACUUGAGCUGAGUCAUGUCGAUGAUCGUGGGUGUAUGGGCGCGAUUGAAUUUCGAUGA
Messenger RNA from Coniosporium apollinis CBS 100218, 969 nucleotides. RefSeq lists its product as uncharacterized. NCBI's taxonomy places the organism in Eukaryota, Fungi, Ascomycota, Dothideomycetes. The record is from RefSeq and is a predicted model, not a curated record. The coding region runs from base 1 to 969 and encodes 322 amino acids. Gene Ontology annotation, biological process: negative regulation of gluconeogenesis; protein catabolic process in the vacuole; proteasome-mediated ubiquitin-dependent protein catabolic process. Gene Ontology annotation, cellular component: GID complex; extrinsic component of membrane. The transcript is spliced from 4 exons.